Messenger RNA from Chelonoidis abingdonii (Abingdon island giant tortoise), 2971 nucleotides. The record is from RefSeq and is a predicted model, not a curated record. Lineage: Eukaryota; Metazoa; Chordata; Testudines; Testudinidae.
GUGCAGUGCUGAUUCCCGCUGCUGCUUACUCCUGAUCUGUGCCAUACUUUCUGUUUCAUGCUGGGCCUCUCCUUGGACAAACUCACAUUGGGAACUUGGAGAACUAUUACCACUUUCACCACAGCAGGACGAUAAGGCGCUCGACGCUCAGCAGUCGAGGCCGGCACAACUUCCUCCGGAUGGAUCCCAAGGUGGGAGGUGAUGUACAAGGCCCCGAGCACAAGAAAACACUGAAACAAGCAGCAGCACAGCCUGUGCACUGUCAUAGGGAGUCCCUCAGGUUUGUUGGGCAAGCUGCUGCAGAGAGGAGCAUCCCCCUUUGGGUCUAAAACCAGAUGGUACGGCCCUAAGUUCAUCAGUGCCCAGAUGGAUCAUCUCGUGUCUGUGCCCCUCUUCACCACCCUUUCCUAUCCACCUGCUGGAGCGUGUGACAUUCGUCUGUGUAUUUCUUAGGUGAAGUGGCUACAGCAACAGGAAGUGAAACGACGCAUUAAGAGACAUAUUCGGGGUGACCCUCCUUUGAUUCACUUCAAUGACCCAAUGUGGUCUAAAAUGUGGUAUAUGCACUGUGGAGAUAAAAACAAUCGCUGCAGGUCAGAAAUGAAUAUUCCAGCAGCCUGGCAGAGAGGAUAUACUGGCAAAAACGUGGUGGUGACCAUUCUUGAUGAUGGCAUAGAGACAAGUCAUCCUGAUCUCGUACAAAACUAUGAUCCUCAGGCAAGCUAUGAUGUCAAUGACAAUGACUGUGAUCCAAGUCCACGCUACGAUGCCAGCAACGAGAAUAAACAUGGCACCCGCUGUGCUGGACAAGUUGCAGCUAAAGCAAACAACUCUCAUUGUAUCGUGGGCAUCGCGUAUAAUGCAAGAAUAGGAGGCGUUCGUAUGUUAGAUGGAGAUGUAACAGAUGUUGUUGAAGCAAAGUCGCUUGGCAUCAGACCCGAUUACAUUGACAUUUACAGCGCAAGCUGGGGGCCAGAUGAUGAUGGGAAGACAGUUGAUGGACCCGGUGAAUUGGCCAAACAGGCUUUUGAAUAUGGCAUUAAAAAGGGUCGUAAGGGUUUGGGCUCCAUUUUUGUCUGGGCCUCAGGAAAUGGUGGCAGAGAAGGCGAUCACUGCUCUUGUGAUGGCUACACCAACAGCAUCUACACCAUCUCCAUCAGCAGCAGCACGGACAGUGGGCUCAAGCCAUGGUAUCUAGAGGAAUGCGCAUCUACUCUCGCCACGACCUACAGCAGCGGGGCAUUUUAUGAACAAAAAAUUGUUACCACAGAUUUAAGACACAGUUGCACAGAAGGCCAUACUGGAACCUCCGUGUCUGCACCCAUCGUCACAGGCAUCAUCGCUUUGGCUUUAGAAGCAAACCCCUCAUUGACCUGGAGAGAUGUUCAGCAUCUGAUUGUUAAAACAUCCAGGCCCCUACAUCUGAAAGCAAAUGACUGGAAAAUAAAUGGAGCAGGACGCAAAGUUAGCCAUCUAUAUGGAUAUGGUCUGGUUAAUGCAGAAGCUAUUGUAAUGGAAGCUAAGAAAUGGAAAAAAGCACCCACACAGCACGAAUGCAUUGGAAGCUCCGAUAGGACACCCAGGGACAUCCAUGCCGACAAGAUGGUGCGCACAACCACCGUGACCAAUGCCUGCGCCAACCACUACGACCAGCGCGUGGUGUACCUGGAGCACGUCAUAGUGCGAGUCAGUAUUGAGCACCCUCGGCGCGGAGACCUGCAGAUUAACUUAACUUCUCCUUCAGGGACAGAGUCUCAGCUCUUGGCAAGAAGAGCAUUUGAUAUCUCCAAUGAAGGAUUUAAAAACUGGGAAUUCAUGACUGUCCACUGCUGGGGAGAGAAGGCAGAAGGGGAAUGGACUCUGAAGAUCCAUGACACGCCAUCCCACAUGCGCAACCCAGAGAGGCGAGGGAAGUUAAAGGAAUGGAGUCUCAUUUUAUAUGGAACAGCCGAACACCCUUACAACACAACCAGUCCCCAUCACUCCCAAUCGAGGAUGCUGGAGAUAUCAGCACCCAAAAUGGAGCCCUCUAAAGCAGCAGUUUUCCAGAGUCAGAUGGAGGUGGUGGAAGAGGAGGAAGAAUACACAGGUCCAUGUCAUCCCGAAUGUGGCAACAAAGGCUGCGAUGGUCCUAAUGCAGAUCAGUGCUUGAAUUGCAUCCAUUACAGUCUUGGAAGUGUUAAAGCUGGCAGGGUGUGUGUGAGCUCGUGCCCUUCAGGGUAUUUUGGGGAGAAUGCAAGUAGGAGAUGCCGAAGAUGCCAGAAGGGGUGCGAAACCUGCACGGGCAGGGGCCGAAACCAGUGUACAUCUUGCCAACGCGGUUUCUAUCACCACCAGGAAUCAAAUGCAUGUGUGGUGUUCUGUCCAGCUGGGUUUUACGCCGAUGAAAGUCAAAAACUCUGUCUUGAAUGUCAUCAAAGCUGUAAAAAAUGUGCUAGUGAUCCAGAUAAACAUAUUCUAUGCAAGGAUGGAUUCAGCCCAUUAGGAGCAGGCUGUCUCCCGGAAUGCCAGCCAGGCAUGUACUUCAGCAAAGAGACCCGGAAAUGUGAGAGGUGCCACGCAAGCUGCCAGACAUGUGUCGGGCCAGGCAAAGAGGCAUGCAUACAAUGCGCCAAAGAAUUCCACCUGCACGAGUGGCGAUGUGUCCCUGCUUGCAGCCAGGGAUUUUACCCUGAGGCGGUGCCAAGUCUACCUUAUAAAGUCUGCACAAGAUGUGAUGAGAGCUGCUCAGCCUGUGAAGGCUCCAGGGAUAACUGCGUCAAGUGUAAGGAAGGUUUCAAUCUGCGCAUCGGCUCAUGCAUCACAAACGUAACCUGCCUGGACGAUUCUCCUAUUCCUGAACGCAGCCCCUCAGCUUUCAAGACUCUCUGUGAGAUUGUGAAAUCAAAAAAGCUCUGUGAAAUGAAGCUAUUUGUACAGUUAUGCUGUCAGACAUGUCUCAUGGCUGGAUAAAGUUCAGUAUCUGCAUCCA